CCCCCAAGCAAAGGCAGGCUCCCCCCCUUGUAACAUUAGUUAAGAGCAUUGAGUUAGUCCCUCCUGUGUGUUGGGCUGGCUCCCGGACCCUUGACUUUUCAUCGACUAAUGCACUGCUUGUCAUAAAAUUAGUGUUAUUUCCCCCAUUUUAUGGACAAGGAAACCAAGACUUAGGAAUUAUGACUUUUCCGAGAUCACACACUCUGGGCGAAACAGAUUUGUCCAACACCCAAGGCUGGUCCCCGACCCAUUUAUUAGCAGGGACUGAGCUAUGGGUUCAGCCCACCUCAGCCAAAAACAUGAAGGCGACAUCACUGGCCAAGACCAGAGGAAUCAAAUGAGUGGGUUGGCAGCACAUCUGAAGAGCAGAACCACUUGGAGGAGCCAGAGCCUGUGACCUCUUCAUCUCCACCCAGCUGGGGCCAGUGACCAUCCUCAGCAGUUGACAUCACAAGAAAGACUUGGGGACUUGGGAGUGCUCAGGGGAGCCUUCCCUUGGGACAUGGCGCUUUGGGGUAGAAUGCUGCAGGCCAUCCUGUCUGGCCUGGGGAGGAGGGGAGGCACUCCAGCCUGGGCCUUCAGCUCCUCGCCACCCCAUCUGCCUCAGGCAGGGUUGUUGAGUGCUACAGAGCUGGUCAGCCAUUGGACAGCGGUCUUUGAGAAGAGGGGCAUCCCCGAGGCCCGGGAAUCCAGUGAGUACAUCGUGGCUCAUGUCCUUGGAGCCAAAACAUUUCAGAGCCUAAGACCAGUACUUCGGAUGCAGCCCCUGACCCCUUGGCAACUACAGUGCAUCCAGGAGCUGAGUAGCUGCCGAUUGCAAAGGAUGCCUGUGCAGUACAUCCUUGGUGAGUGGGACUUUCAGGGGCUCAGUCUGAAGAUGGCACCCCCAGUGUUCAUCCCUCGGCCAGAAACAGAGGAGCUGGUUGAAUGGGUGCUGGAGGAGGUGGCCCAGAAGCCCGGUAUGGUGGGAGCCCAAGGUGGCCCCCUCAUCCUGGAGGUGGGCUGUGGAUCGGGAGCCAUCUCCCUCAGCCUGCUGAGCCAGCUUCCCCAGAGCCAAGUCAUUGCUGUGGAUAAGGGAGAAGCUGCCAUUGCGCUGACCCAUGAGAAUGCUUGGAGGCUUCAGUUGCAGGACAGGAUUCGGAUAGUCCCCCUGGAUGUGACCUCAGAGGGGAGCUGGGCACACCUCCAGCCUUGGGGCCCCAUGGACCUGGUCGUCAGCAACCCUCCCUACGUCUUCCACCAGGACAUGGAGCAGCUGGCCCCUGAGAUCUGCAGCUAUGAAGACCCAGCAGCCCUAGACGGUGGGGAGAAGGGCAUGGAUAUCAUUAUGCACGUCCUGGCCCUGGCCCCGCGGCUCCUGAAGGACUCUGGGAGCAUCUUCUUAGAAGUGGACCCAAGACACCCAGAGCUCGUUGGCAGCUGGCUUCAGAGCCGGCCUGACCUGUCCCUUGAUCUUGUGUCUGUGCGCAGGGAUUUCUGUGGGAGACCCCGGUUCCUGCAUAUCCGGAGGUCUGGGCCAUGGGGUGGCUGCCCUGGAGACUCCUGGCCGGGGCCUCAGCCUGCCAGGGUGCCCAGAUGAUGCUUCUUCCUGGAAUGCUCCUUGGAGAGAGGUGGAUGGGGCCUUGCAGAGCCCGAGACCCUGGGGCCUUCCCAUGGCUCUGGGAUUCCCCCUGCUCUACAUUUCUAGGAGACUCUGGGGCAGAAGGAAGGGCAGGGGUGUCUUUCCCGGGUCAGCAAAGAGCAAGGGCACCCUCAGUCCUGAGCAGACCCAGGUUCCCAGUCUGGCUCCGUCACACCAGUGUGGCCAGUGCAGGUUGCCCAGCGUCUCUGUGGAUGGAACAGCUUUGGGAUUUGGAAGAUUUGACUAAUAAAGUGUUAGGAGACUGACAA
Molecule: messenger RNA, 1890 nt
Organism: Miniopterus natalensis
Lineage: Eukaryota; Metazoa; Chordata; Mammalia; Chiroptera; Miniopteridae
Gene: HEMK1
Product: HemK methyltransferase 1, mitochondrial release factors N(5)-glutamine
Biological process (GO): protein methylation
Cellular component (GO): mitochondrion
Molecular function (GO): DNA binding; N-methyltransferase activity; protein methyltransferase activity
Source: RefSeq, a predicted model, not a curated record